AUGCAGCGCCGUUUGAGAGCACCAUCUGAGCCUCAUCGAGUGCACAAAUGCAGCAACGAUUUGAUCCUGAACUGCAUGAUCUGGGUGUGUGGAGAGCCCUCCGCGCUGAUUGAAUCCACGUCGGUUCAGGCCUGCGUGUCGUCAACAGUUGUGUUACAGUGGGUCUUCAGCUGGGUGCCAGGAGCGAGUCUCAUCCUGCGCAAACUCAGUGGAAUCCACCGGCUUCUUCAUCUUUCCUUUCCUGGUCUCUCGCAGGAUGUGAAGAUAUUCCGAGCGCUUAUUCUCGGGGAGCUGGAGAGAGGGCAGAACCAGUACCAGGCCCUGUGCUUCAUCUCCCGCCUCAGCCGCAAUGAGAUCAUACCCAGCGAGUCCAUGGCUCGCCUCAGACAGAAAAAUCCUCAGGCCAUUCGCUUGGCAGAGGAACGGAGAGGACUGGAACAGCUGACCAUGAGCGCACUGGUCAAUCUCAGUCGAGUCUGGCAGCUCAGCUCACACAUCCACAAUAUGUGCAGCGAAGCUCAGGAGGCCAUCUAUGUCAGAGAGGCGGACAUCAAAUACUGGCUGGACAAAGGAGUGGACGGCUCUAUAUUCGAAGUCCUGCCCCAAACAACGGAGGCACCAAGCUUUAAGGCCUGUCACUCGACUAAAGACUUGUGGCAGCCGUGCAUCUGCACGUACAGCCUGCGGCUGGAGUGGUACCCGUGCCUUCUGAAGUACUGCCGCAGCCGAGACACCACGGGCAAAGGCACCACCUACAAGUGCGGCAUAAAGAGCUGCAGCAAAGGCUACCAUUUCACCUACUACGUUCCCCAAAAACAGCUGUGUCUUUGGGACGAGGAGACCUAGCAUUUUGUUCUGGAUGGUUUAAAAAAAAAAGAUAAUAUACACCCCACCCCCACUCAAGUCAGCGCAUCUCUGCCCAUGCUAUUCAGACUGAACGCGGCAAUACUGGAGCUUGGUUUGCAUGAAAGUGAAGAUGUCUCAGGUGGGGGAGUUCUGAGGUCCAGAUGUGCGAGUGGACACAGAAACACAAACGUAUUCAGGUUCCAAACGAGACCAAAACCUCAAGUAAGGAGACAUGCAGUGGAAGAGCUAACUGAGAUUUUUUACCUUCUGGGAAAAAUGAGACAAGACUUUAAUCUAAAAUGUGACCUUGCUGAAAAGCUGUCAUUUUUGUGCCUUUUUUUUUUUUGGAGGAAUUAUUUGAGUAAAUGACAACAACCGUGACCUCUAAAACAAGCUACAGCGUGCACAAAGCUGGUCAGUGCAUUUCUGGUCAAUUCACCAGCAGAGGAGGAACGGAGUCCCAUUCCUUCUCAAGGGAGUUUCAGCAAACUUAAUCUUCCAUCCCUGUGAAGGAAAACGAAGAUGGUGGAUUUAUAUUUCUUAAAAAGCUCUGUGAAAAGCAGCCGGCUUAGUACCGGUUUGUGGGUAAAGGAGCAGGCUGUCGUAGACCAUGCUUCUCCAGGGCUGGGUUUUAUUUAUUUUGGUUGCAGAGGAAAAUUAUGGAAGACUAUUUUUGUAUUUCAUUUCAUAUCAGCCUAACCUCAUCAGAUUGUUUUCUUUUUUUUGCAUUAAACAAGCUACUAAGCCCACCUCUUUAAACCACAAGUCCUCAGUAUGAUGAAGUACUCAAACUGACUUAAGAACAUUUAAACUUAUUGGAUUUUGGAUGCCAUUUGUCAUUCAAUGUCAUAUUUCAGUUUCUCACACUUCGCUGUUGUCCAUUAAAUAUGUUGGUUAAUUAUUCUUGAUAGAUCAGGCCGAUUUACCCCAUCAGCCCCAUAUGGGCCAAGCCAUACUCACAAGUUACAUUCUAGCUCGGUUUAAAAAGCAUCUUGUAAACCAAAGUGGAACAAAAUGUUGUCAAAAAAUGGGAGUUAAAGUUUCGGUUUCAAGAAACGUUCCUUAUUCUGAUGUUCUUCUGUGUAAGGUUCACUAAAACAUUCUUUGGGCCCUUUAAAGUGAUCUAUACUGCCACCUUCUGGUUUAUCUUUAUGCUGGUUUGAUAUAUUUCCUCUGACGUCCCACUGCCAGAAAUAUUAUCUUUCGUUUAUGUCUGCUCAAGUCAGAUCUUACAGGAUGAUAAUUUAUGCAUUUCAAAUCCUUGAUGAAUACACGUGUAACUCAAGGAGCACUUCCUAAACUCGUGGGACCAAAUUAAGCUUUGCCCGUCUUCUCCAGAGAUUAAAUGGUGGAAUUAGGGCUUUGGAUUGUCUUACCUCUUAUCUACAUUUUGGCCUUUCCUGCAUUAUAAACAUUUAGUUUUCCCUUUGUGUGUUGGUAUGUCCUGCUAACUAAAGAACCAAAAGAGUGAAAUAUUUCUAUUUGUGGCCUUCUGUGAUGAUCAAGUGCCUUAACAUUUCCACUGAUAUUUUUGCUAUGUUAUUGUAGACUAAGUUGUUAAACUUUUUUUUUCUAUGAAAGAAUUUUGAUUUAUGUUGAAAAGGUUGUCCUAAGGGGAAAAUGAAGCAAUUUAGGUAUUGUUUCUUCUAAGAGCUGUUUACGAGAAUUGUUUCAAUAAAGUCUUUCUUUGCACUGCAUAUACACAGUGGUUCAGUUAUUGAGCAUUUAUUUGGAAUAUUUAAUACCUUUAAAUGACAUUAAACAAUGAA
Messenger RNA from Menidia menidia (Atlantic silverside), 2615 nucleotides. The record is from the annotation of a GenBank genome assembly. NCBI's taxonomy places the organism in Eukaryota, Metazoa, Chordata, Actinopteri, Atheriniformes, Atherinopsidae.